AUGUUACGCCGGCGUUUUGUGAAUCUGGUAGCGCAGAAUUCCGACGGCGUUUAUUCGCUGCGCCGCAUCGAAGCGGCCAAGCAUCUUUUCUACCCGUCAAUAAAAGAAGCAGAAGAGUCAGCAAACGACGAGAAGAAGAAAUACAAGACCUUGCGGCGGCUGCCUGACCCGAUCACGAGCUUCGAUCCGUCCCCCGUUGGUGUGUUGUUUCCUGGCCUGGAAUGGUUCGAGCUCCUCGCACCCCGCAGCGGCGAGGGUCGGAUCGUCAACUCCAACAAGGCUGGCCACACCGCCAUGUUCGACGCCGACAAGUCUCUCUAUCUCGCGCUGCCCAACCUCUCCCAGGCCAAAGGCACGAGCCCAGUGAGCUUCUCCGUCACCCACCCAGGCAGCGGGCAGGAUAGCCUCUACGUCUUGCACAGGUAUCCUGGUCAAGCUGUUGCCCAGGCUCGGUUUGUACCCGACCGAAGCGAGCACCCCCGCUCCUGCUUCGAGGUUCUUGAGUACAAGGGCCUGUCCAAUGAUGGCAACGUCCCUAACAAGGGCUGGGAUUGGCGGCUUCUUCCUCCUCCUCCAUUUGUCCGUGAACCUGGAUACCAGCCCUCCAUGAUUAACUCCCACACAACAAUCAAGGACGCCAAUGGCUGUACCACUAUCUGCAUAUCGUCCGACAAGAUCGGCACCCACUGCUUUGACACGUGGUGCUUCGAUUCUACCCACCAUCUUAGGUGGAAGCACCUGGACGUGUGGAAGCAAGUUGGGGAGUGGGAACUGCCGUUCUAUGGGAGAGCCGAGCAUGUUCCCGAACUGGGCAUAUUGUUGGGCUUCACGGCCGGCAGAAAACCUCACCACCUAUGCGCUGUGGACCUCUCCACCAUGGACAUGGAUGGCCAAGCACCCACAUGGCAGCACGUCUGGGACAAUGCCACCCUGCCUGGCGAGAAGAAUUGGUACCCUCUGUUUUUCAGGCUCAUCAACAUGGGUGACAACAGGUUUUGCGUGGCCAAGCUCUUUGGAGAUGUUGAAAUGGGCAAGCAGUUUGCUGUUCUUACCGGCAUAGAGAUGGAGCGUGGCCAAGACGGCCUCCGGAUGGUCCAGCACAAGCGCACUCGUUACGUAUUCAAUCGCAUCGAUGUCAAGUGGGUGCUCUGA
Triticum turgidum subsp. durum (durum wheat) is the source of this 1152-nucleotide messenger RNA. The record is from the annotation of a GenBank genome assembly. Lineage: Eukaryota; Viridiplantae; Streptophyta; Magnoliopsida; Poales; Poaceae.